This is a messenger RNA of Laccaria bicolor S238N-H82, 1134 nucleotides long. RefSeq lists its product as uncharacterized. Gene Ontology annotation, molecular function: cysteine-type peptidase activity. Gene Ontology annotation, biological process: proteolysis. Lineage: Eukaryota; Fungi; Basidiomycota; Agaricomycetes; Agaricales; Hydnangiaceae. The transcript is spliced from 5 exons. The record is from RefSeq and is a predicted model, not a curated record. The coding region runs from base 1 to 1134 and encodes 377 amino acids.
AUGAAAUAUUCAAUGAAAGCGCACAGCAUUAAUUAUGAAAAAGGCAAUUGCCUUGGUUUUAUCAUAAAAGUGGUAGCCACCAGUCAUCGUGAUCACCUGAUCUCACUCAAGUCUCGUUGGAGCAAUACACUUGCUUCCAGCCCUAGGUUCGACACACAUGUUCAGGCUGCCUUGAAAAUCCGACACCAGGACCCUACCAAUGCCAGUGUGACCUCGCCUUCACCUGAUCCAUUAACGAUGACCUGGCUACAACCCCUGACACAAGAUGUCGGCGAACUCACAUUUGCUGAUCCAGUGUAUCAUACCGCCGAUCUUAUAAACCUGGACGACAUGCAGACGGAUACAGGGGAAAUCCUAUUUGGCGACAUGAUCAAUGUGGAAGAUGAUGAAGAUGAGGCACCACCCCCUCAAGAUAAUGAACCGUUGACGGUUCAAGACAUACCCGCACACGCUAUAGAGCUCAAGUGGGAAAUCCCCGCAUCUCUUGUCCAGGACAGGAACCUUGUUGAUGCCCUGCAUUUCCAAACAAUUGGGCCACUAGCAACUCACAGAAACCGGCGCCGAGUACCCCACGCGAAACCCAACCUAUACGUUUUUGAGGCGGACGACAUCAUACGCCUCGAAACCCCAGGGUCUCGCCUCAAUGAUCGACAUCCACAAAGCAGUCUCCACAUGGCGCGCUACAAUUGCCCACAUUCCGAAAUUUGGCGUCGGACACAUCAUCUGGAAUUCUGGCGUAAAGAUGUGUGGCUUCUGCCCAUCCAUCGAUCAUGCCCAACUGGCCAUUGGGUACUGGCUGUGAUCUUAGUGUCCACAGGGAACGUUUUACUGUUUGACAGUCUCACCGACAUGGCCCUGUGGAAAUGGGAGAUAGGUGAAAUUAUGCUCUUGAUCACAUGUUUGGUUCUCGCAUCCAACCGUGAGGGACAUCCCCUGCACGUCAUCACUGAAGAAGGGUGGACCACGCAACCUCUACUGUUGAAUGCCGUCCAGAAGGAUGCCUUCAGCUGUGGAUUGUGGGUUCUUGCCGCCAUCGUGGCCGUCUUAAGAGGGUGCCAUAUUACAGGCUUGAAGGAGGGGGAAAUAGAGACAUUCAGACGGGCUUUGGUUAGACAUGUAUAUGCUCUACCCUGA